ACACAGAGGAACAUGAUUUUUUUCAGAUUACCUGUCUCAUGCACUACUGUCAGGAUAUAGUGAACUUAUUUUAAUGAUAUUUGCUCCAUUUCUGCCCACUGCAGCUGUAACUACUCUAAUAGCUAUUGUAACCAGGUGUUCUGGUCUACCUGCUGCAGGAGUCAAUCAGCAGGCAGCAGGUGUGAUAAUGAAGCUGAGACCAGACUGAGACCAGACCAGGUUCUGCUCUGGUCGCUCUGGUUGCUCCUCUUCUUCUCACCAUGUCGGUGCUCGCGGUGCUUCUUUGGACCUUGUUCCGUGGUACUCUGGGAGGUCCGGUUCAGCUCGCGACAUGGUCUGAACUUGGACCAGAUCCGGUAGAGACGGACCGUGCCGGAGCCCCGCGCGCUGCCUUCUACCGGCUGCCGGUGUUCCGGGACGCACCGGGGCCGCUGGUAGCCCCGGAUCUGUUCCGGCCGGCUCCCCGUAGUGGACCGGUUCCCGCCGGAUUGACCGAGCUGCUGUUACCGACCACGAGACCACAACAGCAGAGCAGCGUGCACGGGACGGGUACGGGUGCACGCGCUGUGCAGGUCUGGUGCGGUGUGGAUAAGGUCUCUGUGCGCGUGGACCGCCUCCAGCUGCGCGCGUGGACCGAUGCGUCCCGGUUCCGACUGGGCUCGUGCUCAGCCAGCAGGGUCAGCAGCCGGUUCCUGUACUUCCACUACGGACUCACGGAGUGCGGCGGAGAGUCUAAGGUUGCUGGUGGUCAGCUGGUGUACACCUAUUCACUGUGCUAUACUCCGCCUCCGCAAGGCUACGUCAUCAGAGUUCUACCACUCAACCUGCCCAUCCAUUGCCAUUACAACAGGUUUCAUUACUCUUAUCAAGUUGGCUUCAGACCUCAAGUUCAGCACACAACCUUGAUGAAGAGCAUGAGGAGUAAACUCAGCUACAGCCUCACUGUCUGCAAUGCCCAGGGGCAGCCCGUCCCUCCAGGCCACGGGUUCUUCUUAGGGGAGCGGGUGUAUUUCGUGGCCCAGGCAGAGACUCUGUUGGCUGGGGAGAGGCUGUAUGUGGACUCCUGCUACGCCACAAGCUCCAAAGACCCAAACAGCAUGCCCAAAAUGGAUAUCAUCACCAACUAUGGCUGCAUGACAGACAGCAGGAGGGGGGGCAGCAGCUCUCGCUUCCUGUUGGGAGGCGGCAGUGUGCUGGCGUUCUCUGUGGACGCCUUUCUCUUCAGAGCAGCCUCACAAGUGCUGUACCUCCACUGUUCAAUGUCAGUCGGUCUCACUGCUUCUCACACCUCAAAGUCCUGCAACUACAACCAGGCUGAUGGCAGGUGGGAGGAGCUGAAGGUCACGACCUCCGUGUGCUCCUGCUGUGAGUCCAUGUGCUCCGACAAACAGGACGCUAUCAAGAACACAGUCAGCAGCCCUGGCUGGCUCAUUGAACAAAGAGGUGAAGAGAAACCGAAGAUGAAGGUGCCGUCUUUUCAAGCGGAGGAGGGAAGAGAAUGGGCGGGUGACGAAGAGGAGAGGGAGGAAAAGAUAGGCCACGAGGAGGAAAAUGAAGACGCCAUUCCUGAGAAAAAAGCGUGGAGGCACAGUGGUGCAGCGAGAGAAAAGGAGGAGACUGAAGAGGUGGUUAUGGAAAGAGAAUCAGCGACAGAUGGCGUUAUGUCUGACCAGACGACACCAGAGGAGGCCAGGGAGGAGGUCCCUAGUACCAAAACUGGUUUGUCCGGUGCCAACAGCAGCACUAAUGCGUCUAAAGAUGGUUCUGGUACCACUAUCACACCAAGAAAUCAGACUUUUGGUGUUGAAUUUAAUACAAGUAAUGCUGAAAAUGUUUCCACAGCUGCGGUUAAACUGUGUCCUGAAAGUCAAAUGAGUUGUAAUGCUACUAUUAAUAGACGUGCAGAGAGCUUUACCCCCAAUCAUGUUAGAGCUACAUCUGGUACCAGUUCAAGAAUCCAUGCGAGUCGGCUCGGCAGCACACUGGAAACAUCAGAUGGGAACUUUGAAAUUGACCCCCCAGGUUUUCUCAGCAAGUCAGCAGAGAGCAGGCCGGAGUCGGAGAACUCGGACAAUCUCCUGAAGUCCGAACAGGUUGAUUCAGUGGACACCGAGUCUGACGGGACACCAGGCCAAGCAGGCGAUUCUGUUACCAGUAAAGGACCACAUGGAGGUGAUGAUAUGCUUCACAGUCUGCAGAUCAGAGGGUUGGAGUCAGACCAGCCUGGGUUCAGGGACCCGGUCUUUGCAGAGCGGUUACUCGGCGAGUCUGACUUUGAUUCUGGAGUUGAAGAAGGUGAAGCUCUUCAUCUGAGUCAGUUUACUAGAGCGGUGGAGACACGAGGGCACAAAGAAGAACUUUCUGGUAUCAGUUCUGGUUCUGUUAGUUCAGAGAAAAUGCAUGCCGACAGCCCCAGUCGCUCCACCGUGGUGGCCGUUAGCUCUGAGAGCAGCCAGAUGUCUGACGGGGAGUGGGCUGAGGUGAUGGCCGGAUGGGGCCUACAGAGUUCAGGUUUGUGGUGGAGGAGUUGAGACGGGUGAGGUCGAGGAGUAGUUGAUGGUCGUAAUGGGGUCAUGACCCGAAUCGGAGGAAAUGAGGCCUGAUCAGCAGUCAGUGUUGGAUCUUUCCUCGGUUUGUGUAACCUCAGAAACAUUGGAGCCUUUCUGUAAACCAUGAACAGCUGGAUCUACUGGACUACUGGAGCAGAAGAUAGUAGCAGUCAGCUGGCUGUAUCCAUGUAGACCUGUUGAUAAAUAAUAAACUCCUCUGACCAAGCCCUUAC
Sebastes umbrosus (honeycomb rockfish) is the source of this 2782-nucleotide messenger RNA. RefSeq lists its product as uncharacterized. The coding region runs from base 261 to 2531 and encodes 756 amino acids. Gene Ontology annotation, biological process: egg coat formation; binding of sperm to zona pellucida; positive regulation of acrosome reaction. The record is from RefSeq and is a predicted model, not a curated record. NCBI's taxonomy places the organism in Eukaryota, Metazoa, Chordata, Actinopteri, Perciformes, Sebastidae. Gene Ontology annotation, cellular component: extracellular matrix. The transcript is spliced from 8 exons. Gene Ontology annotation, molecular function: acrosin binding.